AUGGAAAGAAUAAAGGAGAAUGAAAAACAUCUGAAUACUGCGGACGAGAAGAGAAAGAUAUUCGGGAAAGACACAUCCUGUAAAGAAGAAGACGAAUCGUUUGCAAAAACUAUGACCGGACCGCAAAGUUCGCAAUCGAUGACAGAGAAACUACUCGGAGUACAGUGGUGCACAGAAGAAGAUUGUUUUGUUUUCGACUGCAAGCAAUUUCUUGACGAGGAGCACAAACAACACCCAACAAAGAAAGAUGUUGUUCGAGUGACGUCGAAAAUUUAUGAUCCUAUGGGAAUUAUUACGCCACUGACUGUAAAACUGAAACUGUUUUGUCAGAGCUUAUUUAAGAAAGACAUUGGGUGCGAUGAACCGUUAGAUGAAGAGUCAUCCAAUAGUUGGAAAUUGUUACAACAGGAAUUAAGAGAAGCGACGCCAAUUAAAAUACCACGGUGUUAUUUCAACAGAGUUAUAUCUGAAGAUAUCACCGCUAGUUUGGAAGGAUUCUGUGAUUCAUCAGUGAAGACGUAUGCGGCGGUUGUGUAUUUAAGGCUUAGAAACAAGAGAUGGCGUCCAAUUGAACAUCGUAGCUUCAAAAACUAGAGUAGCGCCUUUGACGAAGUAAUCUAUACCGAGACUUGAACUGCUUUCAGCACUAUUAUUGGCAAGAUUAAUAACGCAUGUAAAGGAAGCAUUGAAAGGAUAUAUCGAUAUUUCAUCCAUACGUUGUUGGUCGGAUUCGGAAGUUGCGCUCUACUGGAUAUGUGGCGAAACUCGUGAGUGGAAACAGUUUGUACAAAAUAGAGUCCUAGAAAUAAGAAGUCUUGUUCCACCAGAACUGUGGAAUCACUGUGCUAGCAAAAAUAACCCGGCUGACAUUCCGUCGCGAGGAACAUCCCCAGUAGAACUAUCAAACAGUAUGUGGUUUAGCGGACCAGAAUGGCUGAAGAUCUACGCCGAUCCGAGUGAACAAACAAGUAUGAAUGAGAGUGAACCUCCAGAGAAAGUGAUCAAGCAAAUGAAAUUAAAGAAGUCAAAGAAACCUUCAGAAACGUCAUCUUUAACACGACCUGUGAAGUAG
Molecule: messenger RNA, 1072 nt
Organism: Paramuricea clavata
Lineage: Eukaryota; Metazoa; Cnidaria; Anthozoa; Malacalcyonacea; Plexauridae
Source: the annotation of a GenBank genome assembly